This is a messenger RNA of Echinostoma caproni, 258 nucleotides long. Lineage: Eukaryota; Metazoa; Platyhelminthes; Trematoda; Plagiorchiida; Echinostomatidae. The record is from the annotation of a GenBank genome assembly.
AUGAAGGAUAUUAUUGUAAAAAACCAUAUUGCCAGGUUCGGAGUACCAGUUGCUAGUCAAGCGCUCAAAUACUGCAAACGCGGAAAACGCAUUCGUGCCGGUUGGCAAAAUGCUGUCGGUCGUACUACUCCCAGCAAGAUGACUGUAUCUACCUUUCGAAAGGAAUUUCGUACCUCAUGUGUCUUGUGUCUUCAAGAGUCCUGGCUCAAUGAUGAUGUGGACGAUUCCGAGAUCCAAUUGGAUAAUUCCGUCUCCUAA